Molecule: messenger RNA, 1512 nt
Organism: Solanum dulcamara
Lineage: Eukaryota; Viridiplantae; Streptophyta; Magnoliopsida; Solanales; Solanaceae
Product: CDP-diacylglycerol--glycerol-3-phosphate 3-phosphatidyltransferase 2-like
Exons: 7
Coding region: 175-1095 (306 amino acids)
Biological process (GO): glycerophospholipid biosynthetic process
Cellular component (GO): membrane; chloroplast envelope
Molecular function (GO): CDP-diacylglycerol-glycerol-3-phosphate 3-phosphatidyltransferase activity
Source: RefSeq, a predicted model, not a curated record
CCGGUCCCCAACUCAUUCUUCAAUUGGAAGAAAACAAAGGACCUUUCCCAUGUUUGUUUAGGUGUGUUAUUAUUGAUAGCCCAAUUUUAACUUUACUUGCUGCUAAAAAAAGCCUUAUUCUCCUCAUCCACAAACCAACCUAAGCAGCUGUUGUACGUAUUACUAUUGUACAAUAUGCCCGGAACUCUCAAACUCAACGCUGUUGCCUCUAUUUAUUAUAAUUCUCACAAGCCCUACAACUGGUUCCGCUCUUUUACCUCCGUCACAGGCACCGGCACCUCUAACUCCCCCGUCGCCGCUCACACACGCUGCUCUUGGUGUGGGACAUCUAUUCCGGCGUACGGUGAUUCCCGUUCCCGUCGGAAAUUCCUGCGGCGGUUAGGUGACGGAUAUGCUGACUUUGCUGUGAGAAGUAUUUCUACUACUCAGAUGGGACCCACACCUGAUCACAAGGAGGAGGAUCUCCGCCGUGAAAAACCAUCUCUGCCGCCCAAGUCUGAAAAGUUGCUCACAUUGCCCACGAUUUUAACAAUUGGCCGUGUGGCUGCUGUUCCGCUUCUGGUAACCACAUUCUAUGUUGAUAGCUGGUGGGGGCCAACUGCUACAACGGCUAUAUUUAUUGCAGCAGCAGUAACUGACUGGCUUGAUGGAUACCUUGCUCGCAAGAUGAACUUAGGAACUGCCUUUGGUGCGUUUUUAGAUCCAGUGGCUGACAAGUUAAUGGUUGCUGCUACCUUGGUAUUGUUGUGCACCAAACCUUUGGAGUCAGGUGUGUUUGGACAGUUCCCAUGGCUAUUAACUGUCCCUUCGAUUGCGAUAAUAGGCAGGGAGAUAACUAUGUCUGCAGUUCGAGAAUGGGCGGCUUCUCAGGGUGGUAAACUUUCAGAGGCUGUAGCUGUGAAUAACCUGGGGAAGUGGAAAACAACCACUCAGAUGAUUGCAUUGACCAUCCUCCUGCUAACCAGAGAUAGCAGUUUAUCUGUCUCUGGCUCUCUUGUGGGUUCCGGUGUGACUUUGCUAUAUAUAUCAGCGUGGCUUGCUGUAUGGUCUCUGGUAGUUUAUAUGAGAAAGAUAUGGAAAGUGUUAUUGAUGUAGUAGUCCUUUUCAUCAAAUACAUAUUGGCUCAUGCUUCUUGCUGUUGAGUGGUGGAUCACCCACAAGCUAUACAUACUGAUGACUAGAGCAAGGGAAAGCCUUCUUCCUGAUGCAGGCUGUGUUCAAUGUUUGGCUUUCCUCUACAAUCUUUAAUUUGAUUCUUUAGCCGAGAGAUAAUGAACUCUCUCAACAUGUAUCUGGAUUCUACCUGGAAAAUUCAUAGUAUUAUGCAGUAAAGCACUUAUUAUUGUGUUUGGCUGGGUUGCACAAAGCCUGGCUGUUAUUCAGCUCAACUACACGAAGUAUAAUUAUCCGCCGCAAAGUAUUCGUCAACCAAAUAAAUAGUUUGGGUGUUGUCAUAUUUUUGUAAAGGCCUCAAAAAGCUAUCGAUACUCUCUUACCUGUUUAUUUGUGCCA